Molecule: messenger RNA, 1113 nt
Organism: Apaloderma vittatum (bar-tailed trogon)
Lineage: Eukaryota; Metazoa; Chordata; Aves; Trogoniformes; Trogonidae
Gene: WDR45B
Product: WD repeat domain 45B
Exons: 8
Biological process (GO): autophagy of mitochondrion; protein lipidation; protein localization to phagophore assembly site
Cellular component (GO): cytosol; extrinsic component of membrane; phagophore assembly site membrane
Molecular function (GO): phosphatidylinositol-3,5-bisphosphate binding; protein binding; phosphatidylinositol-3-phosphate binding
Source: RefSeq, a predicted model, not a curated record
AAUUUCUAGAAGGCGGGGUUGGCCACGUGGAAAUGUUGUUUCGCUGCAACUAUUUAGCACUAGUAGGUGGAGGAAAAAAGCCCAAGUACCCACCUAACAAAGUAAUGAUCUGGGAUGACCUGAAGAAGAAGACUGUCAUUGAGAUAGAGUUUUCUACAGAAGUCAAAGCAGUGAAGCUGCGAAGAGAUAGAAUUGUGGUAGUCUUGGACUCAAUGAUUAAAGUUUUCACAUUCACACACAAUCCCCACCAGCUGCACGUCUUUGAAACCUGCUACAACCCUAAAGGUCUCUGUGUCCUUUGUCCAAAUAGUAAUAAUUCACUUCUUGCGUUUCCUGGAACACAUACUGGGCACGUGCAGAUAGUGGAUCUCGCCAAUACAGAAAAGCCUCCUGUAGACAUACCGGCUCACGAGGGAGUCUUGAGCUGUAUAGCGUUAAACCUGCAGGGAACAAGAAUUGCAACAGCAUCAGAAAAAGGGACCCUCAUAAGAAUAUUUGAUACUUCAUCAGGGCAUUUAAUCCAGGAGCUGCGAAGAGGAUCACAGGCAGCCAAUAUAUACUGUAUUAACUUCAAUCAGGAUGCUUCCCUAAUCUGCGUAUCCAGUGACCACGGCACAGUCCAUAUAUUUGCUGCAGAGGACCCUAAAAGAAAUAAGCAGUCAAGUUUGGCUUCUGCCACCUUUCUCCCCAAAUACUUCAGUUCCAAAUGGAGUUUUUCCAAAUUUCAGGUUCCCUCAGGCUCUCCGUGCAUUUGUGCCUUUGGAACAGAGCCAAAUGCUGUCAUAGCGAUAUGUGCGGACGGCAGCUACUACAAGUUCUUAUUCAACCAAAAAGGGGAAUGCUCAAGGGAUGUCUAUGCUCAGUUUCUAGAAAUGACAGAUGACAAGCUUUGACUGAGCUGAGGGCAGUGCAUGGGUCAAAGUACUGCCUUGGCUGUUCCACACCUUUGGAAGGACAGUAUAUGAAUGUCCAGUGCAACGUCCAAGAAGUUCAGCAGACCUCAUGGAGAAGCCUGGCCCAACAUGAUCACAACAAGCUCUGAAGUAGUGGACUACAUAUGUUUAUUCUCAUUUCUGCAAGUAUUCAUCAUUAAAACCUUUUUGGGUUACUGUC